AUGGCGGAUUCCGCUCCGAACUUGGACAUCUCCCAGACAGACGUCACGUCUGCCUCGGACAUGUCCUCACUUCUGGACUCGGGCAUGGGCAUUUCUGUUUCGUCUUCCUCUACUUUGGUGUCUCCCACUCAUCCUGUUUCUGUUUUGGGCUCUAUUGGGGCCCCAUCUACUGGGACCGUCUCUCCUGAGACUGUCGCCAUCAACCCUGUCUCCCUCCCCUUGACUGAGACUCAAGGUCGUCAGCCUCUUCUUCUUUCAAUCCCUGUCUUCGGUCUUCCCACUCCUUGCAGCUCUGCUUUGGGCAAAGUCCAGCCUGCAGUCGCCUACUCUGAGGCACCUCUAGACAGGCCUUUUCCGUGGUCUUCUCGUGACCCAAGCCGUUUUGGCAGUUUGGGGCAUGAUGCGAGUGCACUUGCAAGCUCUGUUAUUGAGAGUAUUGAGCAUCAGGACAUGACCCAUAAAUCCCAGCAGCUGAUACAGUGUGACGGCCCAGCAGAUGAUGGUCCUGAUAUGAUGGACACACGUUCUGUCGGUCAACCAUGUGCUGAGAAUUUCGUCAGUCAGGAACGACAGGACCAGCAACAGCGUCCCCGCGCUCACUCUAUGCAGCCUCUGAACUCAUUCACAGUGUCCAGAGAGACACUCACUUCCGCGCCACUGCCAGGCAUAGAUCUGUUGCGUGAUCUUUCCAUGGUUGAUAACCAGGGAAACGAGGUGUCUAUGGCCUCGACGCAGGCUCAGAUAUCCCAAGUUCAUUCUCUACGGGCUGAAAUCCAGGACGCCGAGGCUCAAAAAGUCCAGUCACACUUGCAGCGAUUUCAUCGUGGAUUUCAGCGAGGAUUUCAGCGGUCAUACAGCCAGCAGCCUGUGGUGACUCUUCCUGAGGACUUUGAGCUGGCUGUUGCCAGAAUUUUUACGUCUGCUGGCCAACACCAACAACCUGCACUGGCCACAAUUCCGGAGAUCCCAUCGCUCUUUCAGCGGGUGCUGACUGGGCUAAAUGCUCGUGGUCAGCCUGCCAUGAACCAGCAGCCUCCAUUUGACACCAACUCUGCCGGUGGCCCUGCUUUGACUAGUGGCCAUGAUACAGAGAUUGGUCCUGAGUACUCUCUGUCACAAAAUUCUGUCCUGGGUCUUACUGCUGUUGUUUCUACUGGCUUUUCUACUGAUCUUUCUAAUGAUAUGUCUACUGGCCUUACUUCUGGUCGUCCUUUGGUCUCACCUCAAGGCCAAGGUCGUCGAGUUCUUCCUCCGAAUCCCGUCGUCCACCUGCCGACUUAUUGCAGCCCUACCCUGACCAAGGGAUUGCCUGUAGUUGUCUUUCCUCUUCCUCCUGCUAUGUCUUCCUCUACUUCCGCUGCCUUAAACAUGGAUGAUUCGGUUCCUUCGAGCCCUGAGGACUGCAAGUGGCGCCAGGUUGACCAACAUGAAUACAACAUGGCGUCGGGAGACUGGGACCGCAUGCCAACCCAAGGCUUUUUGGGCGCCGGGAUAUCGAUCGAUUCCGGUGCUCCAAGCGUUGCCCAUGACUCGAAGUUUGAACAGGUUGCUCCAGGCGACCCUUUGGCUCAUUUAGAACGGCGUGACAUCCUAGACAUUACCAGCAGCUCCUUGAACAUGAACCCCAAAGAUUCGGAGUGCCGCCCUGUUCAAACUCUGGGGUCGAUUGUUGUGGGCAGCUUGAUGGACAACCAGGUGUUAUUCGUCUUCAAUAUGUUUGACCUUAUGGCCAAUCUGCGGCCCCGGUAUGAAUACAAGUACGGUGGCAAAAAUGGAAAGAAGAUUGGCGUCAGAUUGACAUUGUGGGGGCACACCGUCCUGAUUGCCCCGAUAUCUGAGUCACUCCAUGAAGCCAGGGUCACUGCUUGUCGCGAAGCCCUUGAACAAUUGCGUGGAUUCAACAUGCUGUGGCAGAUCCCGCCUCAGCCAAUGGAUGGGCCCACGAGCCCUUCCUGGAACUGGGUUGAAGUGCUUGAAGUCUACCGCAUAAUGCAGAAGUGGCCGGAGCCUCGAUAUCUGCCCAUCAGGGAUGGCCGCGCAUGGCACUGUGAUGUUCACGUGGGCAGAAAGCUUUACCGCACCAUGAAGCCAGUCCCAACGCUUGAUGAGGCUCAAAAUACUGUUGCCCAUCUGGCAAUACAUCAGAUGAUGGUUGGCGGAGGUGAUUAUGAUCAUUUUUCCAUCCUGCCGGCGGAUAAACCGGUGACGGUGAACGUACCGACCCAGAAGCAGAUAGCCACGCUUCUGUAUUCGAAGAAUGCCGAUGCUCUAAAGAAUACAGGCACCACUGUUCAAUAUGCGGGUGUAACGAAGUCUACUGUCUUGCCCAAGUUCAGGCGAUCCAGAGGCAGGGGUUGUCGGUCUGGCUCUCAAUCUCAGAAUAAUGCUCAACAGAAUACCCAGGUUCGUUCAAAUGUACCUAGAGCGGACAAGGCAAAGAACGGAAAUUGCUCCGCUCUGAUCCCGGCAAAAGCCAACUCAAACAUGAUCCCCGUGACUGGCAGUCGAUAUGUACCUAUCAAGGUACAGGAAGAGCCCGCCAAUGAUCCCUUGGCAACCCUGCGAUCAAUUGUGAAGGCUCUCGGCGAAUUGGACAAAGAGGCUUCCUUCACGAGUGUCGUGAGAAUGAUUUGUGACGCUUUGCAUGCCAACGCACCCAAUAUGGUGGUCAACAUGGUCCCAAAGAAGUUAAACAAGCUUGCCAACUCCUACGCAGUACUCGCCUCGAUUCAUGGUGGCAACCCAUACUUGAACCGGGCUAGCCCAAUUCACCUGGCCUACGUCGUGAGCAAGAAUAAAGAGGCUGCCAAGGCUAUCGGGGUCAAGAAGCUGAUUUUGUACAUCCUGAAGAUGGCAAAAGAAGACGCUGGUAUCGAAGACGCUGCUGAAUAUCCGAAUGGAAUGGGUGUCCUGCAAGCGCUAGAGGAUGAGUGCGAGCAGUCACUGAACGCCUACAAGACCCAGGGCGAGUUCUUCCUCCUUUGA
This is a messenger RNA of Penicillium canescens, 2985 nucleotides long. RefSeq lists its product as uncharacterized. Lineage: Eukaryota; Fungi; Ascomycota; Eurotiomycetes; Eurotiales; Aspergillaceae. The coding region runs from base 1 to 2985 and encodes 994 amino acids. The record is from RefSeq and is a predicted model, not a curated record. The transcript is spliced from 4 exons.